UCGAGUUAUGUGUUUCCUGGAGGGCACGGUGACAGUUGGGAACGGUAUUCACGUGUACCCGGAAAAGCUGUUAUGUUUUUCUUUCUACCCUCUCUGAUAGAUAAUGAAAAAGCACUGUGCAAUGCUAAGUGACAUCUCGUUUGAUUUAAUUCAGUUUCAGUAGAGAUACUUCACAGGAGGAUAAUGUCGGAGUCGCUACUCCGUUGGUGUCAGGAUAAACUGAUUCACAACUUUGGACUGGAUGCCAGUGAUGACAUCAUUCAGUACAUUUUAUCCAUUGAAAGUGCAGAGGAGAUUGAGGAGUAUGUAGGAGACUUGAUCCAGGGGACAGAUGGAAAGAAGCGGCAGUUUAUUGAUGAGCUUCUGGAGAGAUGGCAAAGGUCCCGCCAACGAGCUCCGGAAAGCGUCCAGCUGUACCGCAGAAACGAGGAGAUGGACACAGAGGUUUCAGAGACGAUGAGGGGCUGCGAUGCACUAAAGAAAUCCAAGCGGAAAGGGAGGAACAAACAGGAGACCAUGAUCUACACAGAACAAGCGCCUGGACCAGAUGAGGUGAAGACACCCAUAGAUCUGGCCAAGGCACAGGAAAGCAGCCCCGCCUCCUCCUCCUCCUCCUUUAAGAAGAAGAAGUUUGUGAGUCUGUAUGCGAAGGAAGGCCAGGACAAGCUGGCGAUUCUUCUUCCAGGGCGCCACCCCUGCGAGUGCCUGGCACAGAAACACAAGCUCAUCAACAACUGCCUGACCUGCGGCCGCAUCGUCUGUGAGCAGGAGGGCUCGGGACCCUGCCUCUUCUGUGGCAGCCUGGUUUGCACUAAAGAAGAACAGGAGAUUCUGCAGCGGGACUCCAACAAAAGCCAGAAGCUUCGGAAGAAACUCAUGGCAGGAGUGGAACGGGGCUGUGAGGGCUCUGAGAAGGAUGUCCUGCCCCACGAGGAGGCUCGCAUGCAGGCAGGGCUGGAGAAGGCCCUCCAGCACAAGGACAAGCUUCUAGAGUUUGACAAGAACAGCGUGCGUCGCACCAAGGUGAUCGAUGACGAAUCGGAUUACUUCUCCGCGGACUCCAAUCAGUGGCUGUCGCAGGCAGAGCGCGAGGCUCUGAGGAAGCGAGGGGAGGAGCUCCGGGAGCUGCGCCAUGCCUCCCGCCAGGGCAGGAAGAUCACCUUCGACUUCGCUGGGCGUCAGAUCCUAGAGGAGGGGGAGAAGAUGACAGAGUACUACAGCAAGUUUGAUGACACGGUCCAUGCUCUGAACACUGGGUCCCUGGGACAGAGCUCCAAGCCAGCUGACCGCGGCUCUCGACAGCACCUGCGAGAGCUGGUUAACCCCAAUAUUAUUCAGGCUGCACCAGUGUGGGUGGACCUGAACGACCCCGCGCCCCUCAGGAAGCCACAGAGCUCUCAGCUGAAGGGCUCUCAGAGUAACCCCAGCGCUGAGCGCACCCGGCUGAGGAUCCAGGACAAGGAGCUGCAGGAGAUCGCUGACGACGGCUGGUGUCUCAGCAUGCACCAGCCCUGGGCUUCCCUGCUUAUCAAGGGAAUCAAGAGGGUGGAAGGCAGGACCUGGUACUCGUCACACAGGGGUCGUCUGUGGAUCGCAGCCGCAGGGAAGAGGCCCACUCCACAGGAGAUCUCCCAGGUUGAAGCCUCUUACAGGACAAUGUACAAAAGAGUCCCUGAAUUUCCCAAAGAGUACCCUACAGGAUGCCUUCUCGGGUGUGUGAAUAUGGCAGACUGUCUGUCACAGGAGCAGUUCAGAGAACAGUUCCCAGAAACAUGUGAGGAGUCCGCUUCUCCAUUUGUCUUCAUCUGUUCAAAUCCUCAGGAGCUGGUGGUUAAAUUCCCCAUGAAAGGAAAACACAAAAUCUGGAAACUGGAGCACCAUUACCAUCAAGGAGCCAGGAAGGGACUUAUGCGACAGACACAAGCUGUGUGAAAGAAAGAAAACCAGGCCCGUCAUUGUCUCUUUCUUUCCCCCUUAUACUUUUUGCAGUCCGAAGGAGACAAAAUGUAUACAAAUUAUUGGAUAAUUGGGCAUCCAAUAGAUCAUUCUACUUUGCACGGAUACAAAGUUUCCCCCUGUUGUUUUUGUAAGGAGAAACAUCAUCUAUACUAAGUCUGAUUGCUGUAUUUGUUCUGUAAGUGAAGGCAGUAAUAAGAUACACAAAAACAUGAUUUACUGCUUUGGCCAUCUUUGACCUUUGUGUAAUAUCCUGUUGGACAUUCUAAAAUCGGGGAAAAAAUAACUGGGCGCACUAAAUUAAAAAAAAAAAACUUCUUUUUGAAGCAACUCUUUAUGAAGCUGUUGGCAGUGUAUAUUUCUAAUCUCUUGUUGUAGAUUGAGUUUUAAGGGAGGAACCAUUAAGAAUAUUCUGCUAAUCAUUUGAAUAGUCAAAUUGUCCAGCUUGCAGAAUAGCAAACCACAGCAGGAUUUCAAUGGGGAAAGACUGGUAUGGCAACAAAAACACACAAUAAAACAAGCAGUUUAUUCAACUA
This is a messenger RNA of Acipenser ruthenus (sterlet), 2492 nucleotides long. Its product is annotated as activating signal cointegrator 1-like. The record is from RefSeq and is a predicted model, not a curated record. The transcript has 13 exons. Gene Ontology annotation, cellular component: nucleus. Gene Ontology annotation, biological process: positive regulation of DNA-templated transcription. NCBI's taxonomy places the organism in Eukaryota, Metazoa, Chordata, Actinopteri, Acipenseriformes, Acipenseridae. Bases 184 to 1932 code for a protein of 582 amino acids. Gene Ontology annotation, molecular function: transcription coactivator activity; zinc ion binding.